Daphnia carinata is the source of this 2023-nucleotide messenger RNA. Its product is annotated as 5-hydroxytryptamine receptor-like. Gene Ontology annotation, biological process: adenylate cyclase-activating adrenergic receptor signaling pathway. Gene Ontology annotation, cellular component: membrane. Gene Ontology annotation, molecular function: G protein-coupled receptor activity. Bases 226 to 1749 code for a protein of 507 amino acids. The transcript has 4 exons. NCBI's taxonomy places the organism in Eukaryota, Metazoa, Arthropoda, Branchiopoda, Diplostraca, Daphniidae. The record is from RefSeq and is a predicted model, not a curated record.
CAAGUUUUUUUGUUUUCACGAUGUAUUCUAAAGUUUCGUACCAUUCGUGAACAGCUGGGGGUUUCCUUUUUCUCUCAUCUUUAUGUGUAGACACAAAGGAAAACAAAAGUCUUAGAGAAGGAAAGAAAAAUACUUGAAAAGGAAAAGAAACAUGUUUCAGUUUUGUGAGUAGUAUUGUGUCUGUGUAGCCGCGCAGUUAAACACUGCCUGCGGCGGUCCUCGAAAAUGAGUGUCAUAGCUGUAAAUAUGAAUUGGACGACAUCGUCAGCUCCAACAUUGUUGUAUUCGAGUGAAGAAGAAUUGAACGCCACGUUAUUAUACAUCAAUUCUUCGUCCACAAUCAGCACUUAUUUCAACAGCUCUGACGUAGUAGCCACCAAUGCACUUGAUUCGUUGAUGAAUGUCCUCAUUGCCAUGGUGUUGGUCAUCCUUAUUCUCACCACUGCCAUUGGUAAUGUGUUUGUCAUUGCGGUCAUUUUGCUGGAGAGACAUUUGCAAUCAGUGGCCAACUAUUUGAUCCUAUCGUUGGCGGUGGCUGAUCUUUUAGUCGCCUGUCUCGUCAUGCCACUCGGCGCCGUCUAUCAAGUGACGGGCAAAUGGCUCCUGGGACCGGAAUUGUGCGACAUGUGGACCUCGUCCGACGUGCUCUGCUGCACAGCUUCCAUCUUGCACCUGGUCGCCAUAGCUACAGACAGGUACUGGGCUGUGACGAGUAUCGACUACAUCCAACAGCGAACGAUCGGCCGGAUUACUAUCAUGAUUGCUACAGUGUGGCUAGUUUCAUUACUCGUCUCCUGUUUCCCGCUUUUCGGAUGGAAGGACGAUGAUUGGCACAAACGGAUCGAAUACCAACAGUGUCUCAUCAGCCAAGAUGUUGGCUAUCAGGUCUUUGCAACGCUGUCGACAUUUUAUUUGCCGCUGGCAAUCAUAUUGUUCCUUUAUUGGAGAAUUUUCUUGACGGCUAAGAAGCGGAUUAGGAGACGGAAAGAGCCGAGGCAAAACAAUGGUGCUUCCUCCUCAGCGGCCUCUGGUGGUCUACGUUUGAGCAUGAGAGGCGCUGUGUCGUCGGCAGCUCCGACAAUAUCGACGACAAACAGCACGGGAAUUUCGUUCGUCUCGACCGGAACGACCUGCACUGCCAUGACAGCUGCUGUCGGCGUUUUAAAUCUGGGCAGGCCAUCCGUCGAUGUGGAGAAUGUCUACGUCGUCGACGAGCAAACAGUAGACACACCUCCAACACCGCCGGCUAAAUUAACUCGACGGAUUACAUCGGUGGCCGCGUCGACAGCGGCUUCCAACAACAAUAGACGUCGCAAUAUGGAAUCUAAACGAGAACGUAAAGCGGCUAAAACAUUGGCCAUCAUCACGGGGGCUUUCGUCAUUUGCUGGCUGCCGUUCUUCGUCAUUGCGCUAUUGAUGCCCGUCUGCCAGUCGCCUCAUUGUUACUACGACGACAACAUGGUGGCCUUCUUCCUCUGGCUCGGCUACUUCAAUUCGACCCUCAAUCCGAUUCUCUACACCAUCUUCAGUCCAGAGUUCCGUAACGCCUUCCAGAAACUUCUGCGGAUUAGGACACCGCGUCAGCUUGCUACCGUCUCACAUUCCGGAGGCGGAAUGGCCGCCAGUCGGGCUAAAGAAAUGAGCCGGCCUAAUGCCACCGUGUUAACUGGGGCGACGGGAGGCAACAACAACAAGUUCAACGAUCUGGAACGUCAAAGUAUCGCAGCCGUGUCCAACUAUUCCGGCUAGUUGUUUCCGCUUCCCCUCCCCUUUUUUGUUUUUAAUCGAGGGGAGGGGGAAAAAUAAAUGAAUAAAAGAUUUUUUGAUACUAUAUGACUUAAACCCUUUGACGUCAAUGUGACACGACCUGCAUAUUUGUACAUAGAGACUCCCCCAUUCCUGACGACGUGAUAACGUACAGACAUAAAAAACAUGUUGAUGUUUCAUAUCAGAUAUAUAAGAAGAUUAUUAUUAUUUCCAUUUUGUUUUGCCCUUCUUCUAUCUCUGUACAAUGUUGUGUAUA